This is a messenger RNA of Cuscuta campestris, 1795 nucleotides long. NCBI's taxonomy places the organism in Eukaryota, Viridiplantae, Streptophyta, Magnoliopsida, Solanales, Convolvulaceae. The record is from the annotation of a GenBank genome assembly.
GUGCGGCGAGUGUUACGGAUUUUACGGCGAGGGAAUAUAGACUCCAUAUUUACCCACCGCAUCUGUCUGACAGGGAGGGGGCCAGCUAGCCCACCACAAGGGUUUUGAACUUUUUUUUUCCCACCAAAAUACUUUUCACCACCAUGGAAACGCCUCCUCCUCCACAGUUUCAGCCACCGCAGCAGCCUCGAAAGCGCGGCCGUCCCAAGGGUUCAACCAACAAGAAGCCCAAACUCCGCGUUUCGCAGCUUCCAGCCACACCCGCCGCCGCCGCCGCAUCUACACCCAAAGCGCGGCCCGGCGCCCGCAACAGCAACGAAAUCGCAGCCGGGGCCUCUGAGCUCCUACCAGCUGCAUCAAUCUCCGAUGAGAAGUAUGAUCAGUGGAAGUCCAUUGUUCCGAUCCUCUAUGACUGGAUCGCCCAUCACAAUCUCGUCUGGCCUUCCCUUUCAUGCCGGUGGGGUCCUGUGGUUGAGCAGCACAGUGACAAAAUUCUCCAGCGGCUCUACCUGUCUGAGCAGACAGAUCAAUCAGCACCAAACACAUUGAUUAUAGCUAACUGUGAGGUGGUUCGAGCAAGAAUUGCUAGAGGAAGCCACCUAAAGAAUUUCAAUGUGGAGCCACACUCGCCAUAUGUCAAAAAGUACAAAACCAUUUUCCAUCCAGGAGAGGUGAACAGGAUCAGAGAACUUCCUCAGAAUAAAAACAUAGUGGCUACCCAUACUGAUGGUCCUGAAGUUCUGAUAUGGGAUGUUGAAGCUCAACCUAAUCGGCAAGGCGCUCUUGGAGUUGCUGUGUCAGUUCCAGAUUUGACAUUGACCGGACAUCAAGAUAAUGCUGAAUUUGCUCUGGGCAUGUGCCCUCUUGAGCCCCUUGUACUAUCUGGAGGAAGAGACAAAUCUGUUGUAUUGUGGAGUAUUCAGGACCACAUUUCAACAUUGGCCACUUACACACAGAAGGCUGCAGGAUCAACUGGUUCAUCUAUUAAAGCUGUUGGCAAUCCUUCUAUUGGAGCUCGUGGAAUCUUUAAAGGGCAUGAUGAUACUGUGGAAGAUGUUCAGUUCUGCCCUUCAAGUUCUCAGGAAUUUUGCAGUGUUGGGGAUGAUUCAUGCCUUAUACUAUGGGAUGCCCGAGUUGGUCCUACUCCAGUUUUGAAGGUUGAAAAAGCUAGUAAUGCAGAUCUUCACUGUGUGGACUGGAACCCUCAUGAUCACAAUCUUAUAAUAACGGGAUCUGCAGAUAGUUCUAUCUGCUUGUUUGAUAGGCGUAGUUUAUCUUCAAAUGGAGUGGGUUUGCCAAUUUAUAGAUUUGAAAAUCACAAAGCUGCAGUUCUUUGUGUGCAGUGGUCUCCAGACAAGUCAUCUGUUUUCGGGAGUUGUGCAGAGGAUGGUCGAGUUAAUGUCUGGGAUUGUGCAAAGGUUGGUGAGGAUGCUCAGGUACCUGUUGGCUUAUUUUUCCAGCAUGCCGGGCACAGGGAUAAAGUUGUAGACUUUCAAUGGAAUGCAUCUGAUCCAUGGACGAUUGUUAGCGUGGCUCAGGAGUCCGAAUCCUCAGGUAGAGGAGGCGGCACACUUCAGAUAUGGCGAAUGCUUGAUUUGCUAUAUCGGCCCAAAGAGGAAGCUUUGGCCGAGCUUCAAAAGUUCAAAGACCAUAUUUCCCAGUGUACUUCCACCAACCCCCAGUAGUCCUGAUUCCUGAAGAGACAGACACAUUGGUACGCGCAAUACCUUAGCUAGGGUAGCUGCCCUUCAGGUUUUAGUGUUCAACCCUGAAAUUCUCUAUACAGGUUGCCAUA